CCGUCCGGUCGCUCUCCGGAGCCGCUUGCAGUGCGGGCCCAGGGAAGCGGGUGGACCUCCCCGGCGCGUUACGUCGCCCUCACUUCCGUGUCGCCGACUUCCGGCCGCCGCCAUCUUCCUCGCGCGGAAGCCGGCUUGUAGGGUGGGCUCUCCGUGGCGAGCGCGGUGGGUAGUGCGUGCGGCCGGUGCCAUGCCGUCAUCGCCGCUGCGGGUGGCGGUGGUGUGCUCGAGUAACCAGAAUCGGAGCAUGGAGGCGCACAACAUCCUCAGCAAGCGUGGUUUCAGUGUCCGCUCCUUUGGAACAGGAACUCAUGUGAAGCUCCCAGGACCAGCACCUGACAAGCCCAAUGUUUAUGACUUCAAAACCACAUAUGACCAGAUGUACAAUGAUCUCCUCAGGAAAGACAAAGAACUCUAUACACAAAAUGGAAUUUUACAUAUGUUGGACAGAAAUAAAAGGAUCAAGCCCCGGCCAGAAAGGUUCCAGAACUGCAAGGACCUGUUUGACUUGAUCCUCACUUGUGAAGAGAGAGUCUAUGACCAGGUUGUAGAAGAUCUGAACUCCAGAGAACAGGAGACCUGCCAGCCAGUACAUGUGGUCAACGUGGACAUCCAGGACAAUCAUGAGGAGGCCACCCUGGGGGCCUUCCUUAUCUGCGAGCUCUGCCAGUGUAUCCAGCACACGGAGGACAUGGAGAAUGAGAUCGAUGAGCUGCUGCAGGAGUUUGAGGAGAAGAGCGGCCGGGCCUUUCUGCACACCGUCUGCUUCUACUGAGCCACCUGUGGUUGGUGCGUGGCCUGCCCUGCACAGCCACCUUGGAGCCACUUUUUCCAUGUGUUUUCCCUUCUGAUGUUUGUUUAUACUGCUAGGUGCACAGCACCAAUGCACUGUACAUAUGGGAUGAGAAGUACACAGAAAUGCCAGGUUCAAAUCCAUUGUUUUUAACCAAAAGAAAUAAAAGAUGGUUUACUGUACAGCCUAAAGCACGUGUCCGUUG
Molecule: messenger RNA, 998 nt
Organism: Acomys russatus (golden spiny mouse)
Lineage: Eukaryota; Metazoa; Chordata; Mammalia; Rodentia; Muridae
Gene: Ssu72
Product: SSU72 homolog, RNA polymerase II CTD phosphatase
Exons: 5
Coding region: 191-775 (194 amino acids)
Biological process (GO): termination of RNA polymerase II transcription
Cellular component (GO): nucleus; mRNA cleavage and polyadenylation specificity factor complex
Molecular function (GO): RNA polymerase II CTD heptapeptide repeat phosphatase activity
Source: RefSeq, a predicted model, not a curated record